Molecule: messenger RNA, 1926 nt
Organism: Engraulis encrasicolus (European anchovy)
Lineage: Eukaryota; Metazoa; Chordata; Actinopteri; Clupeiformes; Engraulidae
Gene: unc119a1
Product: unc-119 homolog a (C. elegans)
Exons: 5
Coding region: 149-943 (264 amino acids)
Biological process (GO): negative regulation of clathrin-dependent endocytosis; nervous system development; positive regulation of protein tyrosine kinase activity
Cellular component (GO): centrosome; intercellular bridge; spindle midzone
Molecular function (GO): lipid binding
Source: RefSeq, a predicted model, not a curated record
CAGAUGCCCAGCGGUAGGCUAGUAGCCGACGGUUUAAAGGACCGAGGAUUUAAAUUAAAUACUGUGUGAAGCAACCGCUGAUCCUUCGUGGGAGGGGGUAGACUGCUUGGUAUCCUUACCAGCCUGCGAGGGGGAGGAGGCGCAGAGAAUGAGCUAUUCUUGUACCAGCAGAGAGGCUGCAUGUAAUAGCCAGGACGCAUCCAGCGCCAGUGUUUCGUUAAACGGCCGUAGUAGUUGCAGCGCAAGUGGAGGUAUCGAAAGCAAAGUCACCAUCACCAAAGGUCCGUCGCAAUCGGACACCAAGUCGCCAGUGGCAAUGAAAGUGAAGACGGGGAGCAACGCGGCAGACGCGGGGGUCCCGGUUACAACAGAGGAGGAACUGGUUAAAAACAGUGUCAUAACACCGGAGGAUGUAUUGGGAUUACAGAACAUCACAUCGAACUAUCUGUGUGGACACGAAAACAAUGUACACAACAUUGACUUCACGCGGUUCAAGAUCCGAGACAUGGAGACGGGAACAGUGCUCUUCGAGAUCACAAAACCUCCUGCCCCAGGUGAGAGUGCCAGGAACAAGAAGGAGCUAGACCCCAGCGCAGGACGCUUUGUACGCUACCAGUUCACACCCGCCUUCCUCAGGCUACGGCAGAUUGGCGCUACAGUGGAGUUCACUGUGGGCGACAUUCCCAUCAACAACUUCCGCAUGAUCGAGAGGCAUUACUUCCGCGGGCAGUUGCUCAAGAGCUUCGACUUCGAGUUCGGCUUCUGCAUCCCCAGCAGCAAGAACACCUGUGAGCACAUCUACGAGCUGCCACCACUCUCAGACGACAUCAUCCAACUGAUGAUCCAGCACCCGUACGAGACGCAGUCCGACAGCUUCUACUUCGUGGACAACCAGCUGGUGAUGCACAACAAGGCAGACUACUCCUACAAUGGCGGCGUCUAGGGGGGCGGCACCGCCGGGUCCUACAAUGGCGGAGGUCUAGGGGGGCAGCACCACUUUUUCCUAAAUGGCGGAGGUGUAGGGCAGCACCUCUGCUUGGCCCUUCGAUCGUUUCUUUGCUCUCUUACUCCUUCACUCGAGUCGCUGUGCCACCGGUGCUGCGAGGGGACGGACAGAGGAAGUGAAAAGGAAGAGCCACAGCAAGUGGCACCUGCUCUGGAUGAAUUCUACACAUUUGCUACGUUUACAUAAGACAUUUAAUUUGGAAUUAACUCACUUAAAUUCUGAAUAAAGCUUAAUUCCAUGUUGAAAACGUAAUGUAAACACCUCACAAUUCCGAAUUAAAUGAAAGAUCAAAGAAAGCUCGAGGGAACUAUUUAAUUCAGAAUUAUUAAUUCGGAAUGAUAAACGUCAUGUAAACGUAGUGAAUGACAAAAUGGCCUCUCUAAACCCCAGACCACUGUAGCCAUAUACAGUACAUGUACGUACACAGUACAUUGGGCAGUGUUAUUUGCAACAGCACUUAUAGAGUCAACAUGAACCCUCUUUUCAUUGGGCAGUACUCUGUACGUGUUGAUUAACACAGCACACUUUACUGUGUACUCUGUAAAACAUUGCAGCUAGUUAAACGUAAAAAAGUAAGUUGCCCUGCAGCCUUGAGUUUGUGCGUUAACUCAACUUAUUAUAUGGUGUGACGUCAUCGGUCGAAUGCUCCAUUCAUUUCAACGGGGCUCCCCAACGUUCGCACGUCUGUUAUUUUUCGAUAACGGACGGGUUGGUCUAUAACAGACCGCUGUCAAUGGCAACAAGACUUUUCACUGCUAAAGCGACUUUUCAACAAGACUCUAAUCAGCUGCUGUGAUAGACAACACCUGUUGUCCUGUCUGUUGCCUAGCGGUGUUCCCCAACGGCACUGUUUUGUUUUGCGCAGCAACAAUCUUAACAUUAAAUAGGCCUAAAGAAAUGUCCCCGCCAUGUGUGAGUCA